Molecule: messenger RNA, 518 nt
Organism: Malaclemys terrapin pileata
Lineage: Eukaryota; Metazoa; Chordata; Testudines; Emydidae
Product: glucagon-2-like
Exons: 5
Coding region: 1-456 (151 amino acids)
Biological process (GO): response to starvation; regulation of fatty acid biosynthetic process; regulation of insulin secretion
Cellular component (GO): extracellular region
Molecular function (GO): hormone activity; glucagon receptor binding
Source: RefSeq, a predicted model, not a curated record
AUGAUGUCCUUGAAAGUUCUUGCUCUGCUCGUGGUCUCUCUGAGCCUUGUUCUGACGGAGGAGAAUGACUUCAGUGCCAACCCGAAGAGUCCCAGCGCCAGAGCCGUACAGCGACGUUACUCCGAGGCCAUCCUGGCCAGCGAUUACAGCCGGACCAUGGAUAACAUGCUCAAGAAGAACUUUGUGGAGUGGCUGUUGGCCAGAAGAGAGAAGAAAAGCGAUAACGCCAUCGAUCCAUCCAAGAGGGAAGCUGAACCCCAGAUGUCAGCUGUCAGUGGUCAACGUUUGGAGCUGGCCUCCCAAGGGGCUCAGGACUUUUUUGUCUGGCUUCUAAAAAACAAAAGAAAACAGAGUCUUACUGCUCCCAAAGAAUCUGAUCGCUUGAAAGACGUUCUGAGCGAGGAGCUAUUGGCGUGGCUGACGUCUGCUGAUCUCUGUAGACCGACGACUCAGUAGCCCCAAGACUCUCCAGAGGAGCUGGCUAUGCACUCUAACAACGGACGUGUUAAGAAUGAAGA